Messenger RNA from Rubroshorea leprosula, 1918 nucleotides. The record is from the annotation of a GenBank genome assembly. Lineage: Eukaryota; Viridiplantae; Streptophyta; Magnoliopsida; Malvales; Dipterocarpaceae.
UUACCAAAAUGAAAUAUAAAAUCACUUAGGUAUUUUAUAAUUUGUCAAGCAUUAGGUAUGCAAAGUAGACAGGGCUUUUGGUGAAAAACACUUCUGUAGUUUCAAUCCAGCAAAGGUGAUCUUCUUUCGGCUAACAAGUAUCAUGUUGAAUGUGAUUAUUCUUUACAUUUCUAAAGUCUAAAGACAUUAAAUGAGUUUUGAUUCUGCAAUUUUCCAGACAUUGUGAUUUUUCAAAUCACAUUACAUCUAUUUUCCAUUACUUGUACACUCAAGCUUAAUCUUAUUUUUUUUCAUUUUUUUUUUCAAUUAAAUUAACAACAAACGUGCAUCAAAUAUCUCAUAGCAAUUACUAUUAAAUUGCUCCAUCCAAUGCAAAUGAUGGUGCAUGUCUUUUAUUUUGUCUUGUUUCUAAACCACUUUUCCCGUGGUCAAAUAGAUUUUCAAGUUAUAUAUGUUUAUUAAUUUUCAAUGCAGUUUGACACCCAUGAUGUAGUUGUAUUAAAAGUUAAAACCAAAGAAAGCUGAUUAGGAGUCUCCUGCUUUUUGGCAAGGUGUAGUUUUUUGGCUAAAGGAUGAGAUCCCAGAAGAAGGUUUAGAUAGUCCCUUUUUGUGUAGAAAAAGUGGAGAAUGUGGCAGCCUUUGUGUUGGCCAAAACAAAAGUGGACAGGGCUACCGGGGAAAACACUACUUGAGUUCAUCCACCAAAGGAGAAGUUCUUCCAGCACACAAAGGUAAGGACUCAAAUAAAUAGUGAUGGGAGCUCUCGAAGUUUUGCUGGUUUAGGUGCAAUAUUUGCACUUUUCCUUAUGUGCUAUUAGCAUAUUGGCUUUAAUUGGUACCAGAGCUUGUAUUAAUGUGCUUAAGUGAGCUUGAGUUCUGCUUUUUGCAUCACAUAAUGUUUAUCAGUGCAGUAUUUUAUACAUGAAGUUCAAAAUGUGGAUCUUAUGAAUCUUGUGCAAGUCAUGCUUUGAUUCAUAUAUACUGUCACACUUUAACUAGCAUGAAUGUAAUUGAACUAGCACAGAAGUUGAUAUUUCUCUUGCAAAGACACGAGUCCAAGCUUCUUAUAUUGGAAUUAUUACAUUACCCCAUAUUCAGUGCAGGUACUAAAGAGUAUAUUGUGCUCCAGCUAGUCAGUUGUCUUUCCUUGCUCUGCUUCCAUUCCCUUCAGGAAUUGACCAAUGCAUGGAUGGUUUGUUCUUUCAAAUUUCAAUUAUUUUUCAGGUUGUCUUACUAAAGAUGUUGCGGUGCAAUAAGGACAGUCUACAGAACGUGGAAAUCUCAACUUCUGAUGGUUUCCAAGGUCAAGAGAAAGAAGCCACUAUUAUUUCCAUUUUUUUAUCAAACCAUGCCAAAGAGGUGGGGUUUUUAAGUGACCAUGGAUGAAUAUGAAUGUGGCUGCAACACAAGCAAGAAGAAAUUGUUGCCCAGUCUGACACUGAAACAGUAAGAAGUGAUGGAUUCUUAAAAUGAUUCAUUGAGUACUUGAAGGAGCAUGACGAGUCUAUAAGUUGCUCAAAAUACAUGAACAAGUAAAGAUCCUGAUGGGAUAAGAUUCUUUGUCCCCAAGGGCAUUUCAAUUAAUUGCCUAAUAUGCUACAUCCACAUGUUCAGGAGUUGAGGAAAAUAAUUUCUGUUUGUUAUUUAUCUGAAAAAUCAACAAAAAAGUAAGGUGCUAGACAUCAUGAUCAUCCCCGUUUGUUUCAUGUUGAAAACUAGGAAGUAGGAUGUGCAUUAAUGGUGUAUGCGGGUGUACUGAUUGUUGUGAAUUGGAGCUUGGAAGAUGUAGUCUCUUGUUUUAUUUUUAGAACUUCUGUGAUGAUGUCUUUGAAGUGGCCUGAUGAAGUUUUUACAGCAGUAUAUUGUAUGGGUUGCAGUACCUUUUUGUGCUCUCAUUCAAUGAAAUCAUUUUUGGUUG